AUGUCAGAUCAACCCUCAGAAUCGAAUACUGGUGGUAAUAACCCUGGAAGCAAUCGACAACAGUUCUAUUGUCAUUCAUGUCAUAGAGCUAUAGAGCCUCUGAGAGCUCCAGAACUUACUUGCCCCCACUGCAAUGAUGGGUUCGUGGAAGAGAUUGGAGAAAACGAUCCAAGGGAUUUUGAACAUGGUAUGAGUCACGAGACGGACGAAGAAUAUGACGAUAAUAUGACUUUUACAGCAACAGGAAAUCCACCAAAUGGAAAUGAAGUCGUACAACUUAUUCAGAAUAUGCUCCAAUCAUUUCUUCAAGCUGGAGGACAUAAUAAUGUUCGAGUACUGCAGACGGAAACCACAAUGGGUGGCGGUAGCGCAGAUAUCGGCGACGGUCGAGCUCCUCUUCAAGGUUUUGCGCAAAUAUUCGCAAGAGCAUUAGACGGUCAAAACAAUGCGGCAAAUAUUUUUAACUUAUUUAACUUAAACGGAGAUCCCAGAGAUUAUGCUUGGGGUUCUACAGGAUUUGAUAAUAUUAUUUCGCAAUUGAUGGAACAGCAAGCUGGAAGGCAAGCACCACCACCCGCAACUGAAGAAAUCAUUAACAAUAUACCAAAGACGAAGAUUACAAAAAAGCAAGUCGCCGAAGAGCAAUUGGGGUGUCCUGUUUGCAAAGAUGAAUUUAUAGUAGAUGAAGAGGUGUUAAUUUUGCCUUGCACCCAUUCUUUUCAUAAGGAUUGCAUAACGCAAUGGUUAAAAGUUAAUGGAACUUGCCCAGAAAACAAUCAACAAAAUGAUCAAAAUCGCAACAAUGGUGCCGGAUCAUCGAGUAACAAUCAAAACAACGGACCAUCUACAUCGGCAUUUCGAUUCACAUCCAGUUCUUCACUUCCUGGAGCAUACCCUGGAAGUCAAUCAAACAAUGGCCAACAAAAUCGACAGCAGGAUCGUGAUAAUCAUGAUUCAAUGGAUUUAGAUUCCGAACCUUUGGAUUAA
Racocetra persica is the source of this 987-nucleotide messenger RNA. The record is from the annotation of a GenBank genome assembly. NCBI's taxonomy places the organism in Eukaryota, Fungi, Glomeromycota, Glomeromycetes, Diversisporales, Gigasporaceae.